GGGCGGGUCGGUGAAAACACAUUGUUGGGCCUGUCUUGUUUAUAAGUAACAUCGUACAUGCCAAUUUCUUGGACCCCGCCGCACGAUCUGUCCGACCUCCCCAGAAGCAAAUGAAGCCUUCACUGCGGCCGAGCUUUACCCGCCCCUGGCCAUGCAUCGCCUCCAAUUUCUCGACCUUCUUCUUUCAACUCCCUACUCCUCUCACUCAUGCCCGCAACAUCACUCAAAUUCGCCACCGUCACAUUCACUCCUCCCCGUCUCCUCCGCCGCCGCCGCAACUGGCUUCUUCUCCCCCUCCGCUGCUCCCACUGUUUCUAAGGCCACCCGAGUACACGACCACCGUCUCGGACCUCCUAGAAUGGCACUCCUGGGCCAAAUCUCUCGCCGCCUCCAUCGGGUCCUCCUUCGAGGACUCCGACAACGGCCCGGACUCCACUCUCCUCUGCAGGGAGCUCAAUUGGCUGAUGGAAGACGUCCUCGACGGGUCCGACCCUUCAUUGAUGCACAAAGCCGUGGCUCGCGACGACCCGGACACCAUCAUUAGCUUGAAAGCUGAUGUCCAAGAGCUUUACAGCUUAUGGAAGCAAAGGAUCGACGAGAGAAGGCCCUUCCAGUAUAUAGUCGGGUGCCAGCAUUGGAGGGACUUGAUUCUGUGCGUUCGAGAAGGGGUCUUGAUCCCUAGGCCCGAGACCGAGAUCAUUGUGGAAUUGGUAGGUGAUGUGAUUUCGAAAGACGAAGGAUUGAGAGAAGGUUUGUGGGCUGAUUUGGGAACUGGUAGUGGCGCUAUUGCUAUUGGAAUUGCCAAGAUCUUGGGUAAUUAUGGAAGAGUCAUCGCUACGGAUUUGAACCCUGUCGCUGUUCAAGUUGCUUCCUUUAAUGUUGAAAGAUAUAGCUUGCAGGACAAAAUUGAGGUGAGGGAAGGUUCUUGGUGGGAACCUUUGAAGGGCGUUGAAGGAAAAGUUGCAGGUCUUGUGAGCAAUCCGCCUUAUAUUCCAAGUGAUGACAUAAGUGGUUUACAAGCUGAAGUUGGGAGACAUGAACCGAGGCUUGCCCUGGAUGGUGGUGCUGAGGGCAUGGAUGAUCUUCUGCAUCUGUGUAAUGGAGCUGCUUCAAUGUUGAAACCUGGUGGUUUCUUUGCUUUUGAGACGAACGGAGAAAAACAGUGCAAGUUUCUUGUAGAUUACAUGCAAAAUCAAUUACCAGGGAGCUUUUGCAAUGUCAAUACAGUAUCUGAUUUUGCUGGUAUUCUGAGAUUUGUUACUGGGUUCCGAAAUCGAUGAUCAGCAAUUUUCCGACUGUAUUUCAAUCCAUCAAUCAGGAAAGAAAGCAAAUAAAUGACGUUGCUGAAGUACAACAGAAUGCCUAUGCUUACUCCCACCUCUUUGAACCGAAGCCGAUCCGUGUUCUCCAUCCAUCGUGAGAGUGCUGACUGUUCUCAGGUUAGUUUCGAUUUCUUUAGAUGCCCCCAACAGUUAAUGAUGCAUCAGCUCCCAAAGCAGUCUCUGAGACAACGUGUGCUGCUGCUUCAUCCAGCUUUUCGCUUAUGUCACUUGCAUAAACUACACAGAGCCUUACAAAAAAGCUUGGUCCUCCUCCUGUCCUUCAAUUACUAUAAAGGUUUGUUCCAGCGUGAUUAUCGAAAGUAACAACCCUGUCUUAGGAAGAUGGUAAAUGGCAUUGUGUUUUCCAAAUGUUGGGUAACAACUAGCAAGAGGUGUAUCUUUAGAGCAAAGCAACUGCAGCUAUUUAAAUUUGAUGAUGAUCAGAUAUAUGCUGGACUGCUCUUCUUGUACUUAAGAGAAAAGCACUCCAGCCAAGUCCUAGUGAUUCGUAAAUGGCAGAUCACCGACGAAUUGUGCAA
Messenger RNA from Rhodamnia argentea, 1861 nucleotides. Its product is annotated as release factor glutamine methyltransferase. Gene Ontology annotation, molecular function: protein methyltransferase activity; nucleic acid binding. Gene Ontology annotation, biological process: protein methylation. The record is from RefSeq and is a predicted model, not a curated record. Bases 111 to 1280 code for a protein of 389 amino acids. The transcript has 4 exons. NCBI's taxonomy places the organism in Eukaryota, Viridiplantae, Streptophyta, Magnoliopsida, Myrtales, Myrtaceae.